Salvelinus namaycush (lake trout) is the source of this 1629-nucleotide messenger RNA. RefSeq names its product transmembrane protein 200C-like. The transcript has a single exon. Lineage: Eukaryota; Metazoa; Chordata; Actinopteri; Salmoniformes; Salmonidae. The coding region runs from base 1 to 1629 and encodes 542 amino acids. The record is from RefSeq and is a predicted model, not a curated record.
AUGAUCGCCACCGGAGGCCUGCUGCGGAUCAACAGGAGGCAGGACUCGCUGCGCUCCAAGAGCCGUGCCGAGAACAAGCGCAAGAGGAAAGCCAAGAAGAAGCAGAAGAACGAGGUGGUGGUGGUCAAGGGCAAGCUGAAUCUCUGCUCCAUCUCGGGGGUGGUGGCGGCAAUUGGGAUUCUGAUCCUACUGGUGGGCAUUUCCAUGGCCAUACUGGGCUACUGGCCUAGGGAGAGCCCACUAUACCCUGCGCCGCGCCAUACCCAAAGGAUUUACGACAAGAAGGAAGAGUCAGGGCUGACAGGCAACUGGACGAACAACGCCAAGGUCGGAUUUCACAUGGAUAGGGAUUUGGUCAGUAACAAUCGUUCCAACGGCACAGGUUUAGAGCAGCCUCCUAUGGGCUUCCUGGCCGAGUUUUUGGAUAAGUACCUGUACUCAGACAAACUGAAGGUGUUCGGGCCCCUCAUCAUGGGCAUUGGCAUCUUUCUGUUCAUCUGCGCCAACGCGGUGCUGCACGAGAACCGUGACAAGAAGACCAAAGUCAUCAACCUGAGGGACAUCUACUCCACAGUCAUCGACAUCCAUAGUUUGCGGACUAAGGAGAACACGCCGCUCAAUGGCUUUGUGAACUAUGUGCAGUCCAAAGGGGUGGAAGGGAACCCUAGUGCUGCGUAUACCGCCGCCCUGCUGGCCAAAGGAACCUGGCCCUCAAGGGGCUCGCCGGAUGAGGGCAGUCGGGGCCCCUCCAGAUGCCACUCCCUGACCAGGUCAAGGGUCUCGUCACUCGAGAGGCAGACGUUCACCGACACAGUCUACACUAUCUCCAGACACAGAGGGGCCGGCCAGCAGAGCAGCCCUAUUGCCAUCCCCAAACAGUGGGAGACCAAGACAAUAGUGGCCUCUUCGGUCAACGCCUUCACUCUCCCCAUGACCAAACCCAACCACCGGGCCAACCAGCACCAGCGCAGGCCCUCGGCCAAAGCAGAGGCGGGGAGGAGCAGGGCUGCGCUGUGCGACUCUGGGGAGGAAGACGACGAGGCUCGGGUGGGGUACGUAAUUCCAGAAACCACCACUCAGGCCAAGGUAGAGACUUUGCGGACGGCCAUGUUCUUGCCUCAAGACUCGGUAGAAGUAUACAAGAGCAGUGGUAGCCUCCAGGGGGCGCCGCAGGGCUCCCAGGUGCAGCUACUCCCCUCUUCCCCCACCGGACACAGAGUGACAGGCUCCCACCUGUCCCUCAGUGCACUGACGGAAUACUCCAGGUCCAUCGAUCUGGGCAUCACUCCAUCCACCCCCACCGAUUGGAAAGUGGAACGUUCUCGGCGACUCAGCUGCCCUCGUCUAGAGGUACUGGGAGGCGGUGGGUACAUCAAACUGGGCAACCUGGGGGGGGAGUCAUUUGAGUCAAGGGAGUCAUGUGAGAUGACUGCCUUCAGCCAAUUGACCUCAGAGGAGGCUCUGGCUAAGUGUCAGAGGGAAGGAGGAGGAGCCAAUGAACAGGAGAUCAGUUCCGGGGAACCACAGGACAGGGGCUCAAGGCGAUACUCCAACAAAGAUAAACUUUUUAUGAUCUCUCAGUCAGACUCCGUUUUGGAUGAUGAGGAGGUGGAGAGCACAGACAUAUGA